This is a messenger RNA of Cuscuta epithymum, 1278 nucleotides long. The record is from the annotation of a GenBank genome assembly. Lineage: Eukaryota; Viridiplantae; Streptophyta; Magnoliopsida; Solanales; Convolvulaceae.
CUUUUCUCUUCCAUUCCAUAUAACCACUUUAGCUUUCCUAGUGGCAAUGGAAAACAGUCCCCAAUGCUCAGGUUUAUUCAGGUAGCUUACUACGAUCACGCCCUGCCCGGCGGCCCCUACGGCCUUAAAAUUUAAACCAAUCCACACACCGCCACCACACCUCCGCGGCUCCUCCGCAUCUCUGUCUCCGAGAUCUGCUUGCUUUUGCUCUACAAAAUGAGCGAGGUUUCCAAGAGUAAAGAUGGCGGAGCUCUUGUGGCGAGGCCGCCCGCCGCCGACCGCGAAUCUGUUUCACCUCCUGCAGCCCCCCUUUCCAAGGGUAAGAAGCUCAUAAUCAAAAGUGCUGAUAUGAAGGAAGAUAUGCAGAAAGAGGCCGUCAAUAUCGCUAUUGCAGCGUUCGAGCUGCACACCGUGGAGAAAGAUGUAGCUGAGCAUAUUAAAAAGGAGUUCGACAAAAACCAUGGCCCGACCUGGCAUUGCAUUGUUGGCAAAAAUUUUGGCUGUAUCAUUCUUAGUUUGGAGAGCUCAAUUGACAAGAUCAAGGGCCAAGGCCAUUGACGUUAUUCUUUAAGGGGAAGUUUAAGUGUAUUCACUUCAUACAAGAUUUCAUAAUGAGGCUUUGUGGAAGUGAUUGCUUAGAUAAGAGGGCAGAAGGGCUCUUGUAAAAGUGAAUCAUUCUUUGUUUCCGUUUGUAAUAGUCACUUGCUGCAAAUUGGAAAUAUGUCUCACCAUAAGACCAUAGCGUGACAAUCUAAUUCUCCCUUCUCAGCUCAACUUCAUUAUAUUUUGCCUCUCCCCUGUGAUUGAUAAUGAAAUUAUCGGACAUCAAAUGGGAUAUCACUAUAUUUUUUUUUUUGUUUUUCUUCCCUCCAGGGUCUUAUGUAACACAUGAAACAAACCACUUUGUCUACUUCUACUUGGAUACAAAAGCUGUACUUCUAUUCAAGUCUGGUUGAGCUUGGUUAUGAUAUUGACUGGGAAGAUACUGCAACGAAGAUAACAACAUUGGUGCAACAGCUUGCCCGUCGAAUGUAUUAUUUAUUGCUCAACUAAAGUGCAAAGCAUUUAUCUGGAAGUUAAUGUAUAAAUAAUUUGAUUUGUGAUUUCAGUAAUGGAACUUCAUUGGAUGGUUUCCAUCCUAGUUUCUGCGUCUUUAUAAAUGUAAAAAGAACUUGUGCAGUGGUGGCUAUUGUUGCCGCUUAGCUUGAUGACCUUGAUCACAUGUCAAUUUUCUAUCACAUUUGCUUGCUUUAGUACAUCCAUCAUUUGCAAUUGAGC